CACGGAUAGUUAAGAAUGGAGUAAUCGCUUCAGAACAAAACCGCCAGCUUUGUAUCACUGGGAACGGCAGCUGGAAUCCGAGAUAAUGCCGACCGCCUCGUUGUCUCCUACCUUCUGUCUCCCUUCGCGCCGUGUUAUCCCCUCAAUCUCUCCCUUCCUCCUCUCUCAAAGGUUCCAACACUGCACCCCCUCACCUUUCUUUCGAAACCCUAGAAUUCGACCACCUUUUGCUUCAAUCAGCGUAGACGCACCCAAUAUGGCUACUCCCCAGCCCGCUUUCCUCGAUCACAAGGAGUCUGGCUUCCUCCGUUUUGUCAAGUACCACGGCCUUGGAAACGAUUUCAUCAUGGUGGAUAACCGAGAGUCAAAUGAGCCUAGGGUUACUCCCGAGCAGGCGAUGAGGAUCUGUAAUCGCAACUUUGGGGUUGGAGCUGAUGGUGUGAUUUUCGUGUUGCCGGGGCUCAACGACACGGAUUAUACCAUGAGGAUUUUUAAUUCGGAUGGUAGUGAACCCGAGAUGUGUGGUAAUGGUGUGCGUUGCUUUGCUCGGUUCGUUGCUGAGCUUGACAAUCUAGAUGGUAUACAAAGAUUUAGGAUUCACACGGGUGCGGGAUUAAUUAUCCCUGAAAUACAAAAUGAUGGAAAGGUUAGAGUAGAUAUGGGUCAACCUAUAUUAUUUGCUUCGGAUGUUCCUACAAAACUUGCAGCAAACCAUAAUGGAGCAGUUGUCAGGUCUGAAAUUCUUGUGGAUGGCAUAGGAUGGAAUGUGACAUGCGUCAGCAUGGGGAAUCCUCAUUGUGUUACUUUCAGCACAAAACAUGGUGAGGCUUUGCAGGUUGAUGACAUUAAGUUGGAAGAAGUAGGCCCAAAGUUUGAGCACCAUGAAAUGUUUCCUUCUCGGACUAACACAGAAUUUGUGCAAGUUUUCUCUCGUUCGCACCUAAAGACGAGGGUAUGGGAACGUGGUGCUGGAGCAACGCUAGCUUGCGGAACUGGAGCUUGUGCAGUCGUUGUUGCGGCAGUUCUUGAGGGGCAUGCUGAGAGGAUCUGCACCGUUGAUUUGCCUGGUGGUCCUUUGGAGAUUGAGUGGAGGGAGGAAGACAAUCACGUUUACAUGACUGGCCCAGCUGAGAAAGUGUUUUAUGGUUCCAUUCCUCUUUAGCAAUUCCCCACACUUUCAGGAACUGGCCAUAUCUGAAUGCUUGUGCAUGCUUAUGAAUGUAAGCUCUCAAAAACCUUUUUCAUAUAUAGAAAUUGAAAAAGUAAUUUGAAAACUGUUUAUCAUUUUGUAUGGAUAUAAAUCUUUAUUUAAGAUAUGAAUUUUUGCUGUUAAUUGUUGAA
This is a messenger RNA of Phalaenopsis equestris, 1341 nucleotides long. Its product is annotated as diaminopimelate epimerase, chloroplastic. The transcript is spliced from 9 exons. The record is from RefSeq and is a predicted model, not a curated record. Gene Ontology annotation, cellular component: cytosol; cytoplasm. Lineage: Eukaryota; Viridiplantae; Streptophyta; Magnoliopsida; Asparagales; Orchidaceae. Bases 86 to 1162 code for a protein of 358 amino acids. Gene Ontology annotation, molecular function: diaminopimelate epimerase activity.